AAUCUGUUAACAGCAACCGACAGGUGGGAUCGAAUGAUCGCCGGUAAGGGGAAAGCAACCGGGUGUCAUAAAUGCGACGUAAAUGUGCGGUGAACCGAUGAUUAACACGAUGCCAAGGUGCGCAUUCAUCCAUUCCAUCCGCGUUGAGCAAACGAGGACGUGCAGGGGGGAUUGAGAGGAAGGGGGAGAACAGCGAGAAAACAACAUAUGGACGCGUUUGUGUGAGGUAAAUGAAAGUUUCCAGGGGAUCAAGUAUUCACGGGCGAAAAACUCGGGACAACUCGUCGUGUCAAACGGGAUAUUCCUGAUUUUAUCUCUGUGUGCGGUACGCGUUUGAGAGACGACCCACGGUGCGUUCUGAGUAUAGGUUAGAGUUGUACAGAGUUUAAGAUCUAAUUGUGUUUAUUAUAAUUAUCGAUGUAUUAACGAUGCAGCGAGUGUGUCACAAUGAGAGCUGUGACCGUUUGAGCCUGUACCAAAUUACGCUCAAAAUCGUUAAUUUAUUAAUAAUAUAAAGUGUUUUUCAAGAGACACAGUUGACACAUUUGUAAUACAGUGAAUUAUUUCAUUUCUAACAACUGUGCAAGAGGUUUAGUUUUAAGGUGUGAAGACAAAUCUUGAAUUACAUUGUGUUAUCUGUGUUCCUUGCUGGACAACAUCCACAGUUACAUGACAGGAAGAACUGUAGCUUAGAACUAUAGUUAAACAUUCAAACUUGUGUCAGUUUACAUUUAAUUAUCAUUAUAAUAAUUGAUACAACUGACUAAUGUUGCAACUGUGUUACAGUAAAAACUGUAACUGUUUAACAUUUGGACCUGUAGUUGGAUCUCUUUUAAAUUACAUAAUAGUAAGAAUUUGUGAGAGCGUUAUUGUUCAAUAACUGCUACUUGUUAUUACGUUGAAAGUAUGCCAAUAUGUUGACGGAACAGAAUGCAAUUAUGGAGCUGACCGAUUCCAGUGACACAGUGCCAAUUGGUUUUAUCACUACGGAGGAUGGUCAAACGUUGUUUGCAGUGGGUGAACAUGAAGAUGGCACACUGGAAUUCAUGCCAACAUCAGUCACAUUAAUGCCACAGAACAUGAUGUCUUCGGCGCUGAUAAAGACUGUGGAUGGAAGUUUUAUUUUACAUCCGCCCAUUUUUCAAUUAAAUGUGGAGGGUCUGCCAGGAACUGUGAUGCAACAAACAAACAUACUGCCAUUGAAUAUACAGCAUUUUGAGAAUGGAUCUGUAGCCGAACAGUUGAAAGUACAUAGUGAAAGUACAAAUGAAUGUGUAGUUACAGAAUCUUUGUUAUCCAUUAGAGACAGUAACAAUGCAUUAUCAGACAAAGGGCAAUCAAUAGUUAACGAUCAUGCUGAAAGUAAAUCUACGUCUGUGUCUACGAUACAAAAUGUCUACAAAAGAUCUCCAGGAAGACCCAAAAAGACUGGAGUAACUUUGCAAAAUACGCAAUCUUUGAAGUGUGACAUAUGCAGGCAGGAAUUCACUAAACAGACAUUGUAUCGUAAACAUAUGGAAAACCAUGCCGAAGAGAAACCGCAUAAAUGCCCCAAAUGCCCCGCAUCAUUUAAUAUUCCAACAAAUUUCACGCUUCAUAUGGCAACGCAUAAUACCGGUGACCCAAAAUGUCCUGAAUGUGGUAGGAAAUAUGCUAGAAUGGCGAGUCUCAAAUCUCACAUGUUAUUGCAUGAAAAGGAGGAGAACCUCUUCUGCACGGAAUGCGAAGACGGCUUUUCGACGAAGGCCCAAUUGGACGCGCAUUUAAAGCUUCAUGGAGAAAAGUGGGCGAGCGAGGAUGUGCGACAGUGCAAAUUAUGCAAGAAACAAUUCACGCAACCCGCACUCUACCGAAUGCACAUUCGCGAGCAUUAUAGGCAACAGACGAAAAUAGUGAAACAAACUAAGAGGGGAACGAAACAUAAAACAAUGUACAAAUGCGCCAUAUGUUUGAAAAUUUUUCAAAAACCGAGCCAGUUGAUGCGACACAUUAGAGUACACACUGGAGAAAAGCCCUUUAAGUGUAUUACCUGCAAUAGAGCGUUUACGCAGAAAAGUUCGCUAAAAAUCCAUACGAGGCAACACAAGGGCAUUCGGCCACAUACCUGUAAUUUCUGUAACGCCACGUUCAGUCAAAAAGGAAAUCUAAAGGCGCAUAUACUUAGAGUGCACAAUGCACCAGAAGGUGAGCCCACGUAUGCGUGUUCUUAUUGUUCUUGUAGCUUUAAGAAGCUGGGCAGUUUAAACGGGCACAUAAAGCGAAUGCAUUCUGUUUCUUCGGAGGAAUCCGCCUUCAAGUCUGCAGAAGCUAAUCUCGAUAUCUCGUCAGAAGCUGACAUGCGCGCAACCGUUGACAGUGUUAUAUCGCAAUUGGCAUCUUUGGAAUCCGUCGUGAACAGUACCGCAAGUUCCACAAAAACCACGACCCUGAGUACAGAACAGAAUGACAUUUUGCAACAAGCGUUAAAAAACAGCGGCUUGCCGAACAAAAAUGAAGUCCCUUCGAAAGAAAUCUCAGAAUCAAAGAAGACGGAUUCACCAACGUCGUAUGUCACGCUGUUGGAUAGAACUGCUGGCGGUACUUCAAGGAAGUAUCUUACUAUAAAACAACGCUGCAUAGAAAACGUACGAUGGUACGCAUGUUCCUUUUGCCCGAAAGAAUUCAAAAAGCCGUCGGAUUUGAUACGUCAUUUGCGCGUACAUACUCAAGAGAAACCCUUCAAGUGUAUGUAUUGCGUGCGUUCUUUUGCAUUAAAAUCGACAAUGAUAGCGCAUGAGCGUACUCAUACCGGAAUAAAGAAGUACGCCUGCGGUUCGUGCGACAAAACCUUUGCGUGUCAUAGCAGUCUUACCGCUCACACAAGAUUACAUACAAAACCGCACAAAUGCAAUAUAUGCGACAAGUCAUUUAGCGCGAGCACCAUCCUAAAAAAUCACAUGAAAAGUCAUAUGCGGGAGAAGCCUAAAAUAUCGCCGGAGGCAGAGAGUUUGGUGCCGCAAGUGGUGCUACAAGAGCCACUCGUUAUUAGUGAUGUUGGUAAUCAAAUCAGCGUGGCACAGGUACAGUCGAAACAGAAACAACUGUACGAAAACGUCAAUGGCGUGGCCAGACCGCACAAGUGUUCAGUUUGUAACGCGGCAUUCAGGAAAGUUAGCCACUUGAAGCAACAUUAUCGCAGGCACACAGGAGAGCGUCCUUAUAAAUGUUCCAAGUGUGACAGGAGAUUUACAUCAAACAGUGUCCUAAAAUCUCAUCUGCACACGCACGAUGACGCGAGACCAUAUAGUUGUUCGGUAUGCGAUACGAAGUUCUCCACGCAAAGUAGCAUGAAGAGGCACUUGGUCACGCAUAGCAAUAAAAGGCCGUACAUGUGUCCAUACUGUCAAAAAACAUUUAAGACAUACGUCAAUUGUCGGAAACACAUGAAAAGGCACAAGCACGAGUUGGCGCAACGGCAAUUGGAGGAACAAAAGACGCAGAAUUCGAAAAAACCACAGCCUUUGAGCGAAAAUAAAGAGAUUACCUCGACAUUACCGAAGAAUUUUACUCUCUCCGAGAAUAUGGUGUCAUUCCAACCACAAAUGGCGCCAGAUCUUACGCAGGAUUUCUCUGGUCAGUUUCAAAAUAUUUGUGCGGAGAAAGAGAAAUCCUUCUUACUAUCAGAAAACGGAACGUCUUCGAUAGUGAAUCUUUCAGAAAACUUAUCUGUCGAUGCAGCUAGUUUAGGGACAUCGCAGACUCUACAAGCCGAUGAACCCAGUACUGUCACAUUAUCUCAUUAUACAGGGGACCAAACUCUUACGCCGGAAAGCAUACGAGAGAUAGAGGAGCUCUUUAAUAUCGGCGUAAAUCUCGGACUGGGAGCGAAUCUACCAAGGCAAAUAGAUGAGACGAAUGCGAGUUGUCUCGAUAAUUCCAGGGAACAACCGAUGCUUAAUAUUAUAUAUGAGCAUAACAAGACUCUAGACUCGUCAGGCAAUACCAUAUUCAUGUCGCAAUUUGAUUCAUUUGAUAUGAACCAGAUUUCAUUGCAGACGGAUAACGAUUUAGACCUUAACUUAAAUCCGAACAAUACUACGAACAUGCCCAGUAUUUUGCCCAGAUCUGUGGAAAGCAAUCGACAAGGGGAACAACACGCUGCUUCGGUUACUACCAAUAAUAUAGACGCUUCUCAAAUUACGAAAAAUACUCAUCUGGUGGUGAUAAGUCCUAAGGACAAUUAUUCGGAAUUAAAGUUUUCGCAAGUAUGCCCAUCGAAGUACUCGAAAGUCAUCGCGAAGGCGAAUACCACAAAUGAAUCGGAGAUACAAGGCGUGAGCGAGCACGAAAAGGCAUCGCAGAAAAGUAACACUGCGACGUGUGAGAACGAAAGAAAUCCUUUGUUCGUGGAGAAUUUUCAAACUACUAUGCAGUCGGAGACGCUUGUUUCUUCUGAUAUAGACAGUUCGGCGAAAAUAUCGGAAUGCAAUACUCCGCUGCAGUGUCACAUGUGCGGUGACCAAGGUUUUACAACAGAAAGAUUGAAGGAACACUUAAAAUCCCAUCGCGGUGCCAAAGGAUUUGAGUGUUUGGAGUGUUUGCAGCGAUUCUGCACGAACGGCGGUCUCAGCAGGCAUAUGAAAAUGCACACGAAUAAACAGCGAUGGAAAUGCACGACUUGUCAAAAAAUAUUGGGUAGCAAACUACAAUUAAAAGUUCACAGCAAAAUGCAUUCGGAGAAUUGGAAUGUUUCGUCCAUAGAGCCGGACAGCUCUCAGAAAGAAAGUUCUCCUAUUUCUUCGAACUCCGGUGUACCGAUGUUAGAUAUUCAGGUAGAUCCGAAUCCGUCAGUUUCCGAGAAAGUUUUGAUGGCUGCGGUCGCCGAAAGGAAAAGCAUGGACCACGCUGAUGAUAACGUGAAGAAAGAGACGAGGGAGUACACUAAUAAGUGCAAGUACUGUCCGAAAACUUUCCGCAAACCGAGUGAUCUCAUCAGGCACAUUCGCACGCAUACAGGUGAACGGCCAUACAAGUGCGACCACUGCAGCAAGAGUUUUGCAGUCAAAUGUACUUUAGACUCUCAUAUGAAGGUUCACACAGGCAAGAAGACAUUCUGCUGUCAUGUUUGUAGCAGCAUGUUUGCCACGAAAGGAAGUUUGAAAGUCCACAUGCGAUUACAUACGGGUUCGAAGCCAUUUAAAUGUCCCAUGUGCGAUCUGCGAUUCCGCACUUCGGGUCACAGAAAAGUGCACAUGUUAAAGCAUGCGAGAGAACAUAAGGGUGGGAUGAAACGCAAGCCGAAAUACUCGAAAAUCGCUGCAGUGGCGGAAGCAGCAGCCAAUCUCGAAAAAAUCUGCAAUAAUUCUCUAGAUAAUGCAUCGACGAUGACAACUACGACGACGACGACAACGACGAUUAAUACUACUACUACUGCUACUACUGCUACUACUAUUACUACUACUGCUGCUACUGCUGCUGCUGGCGUUGCUACUACCAUGACUAAAAAUGAAGUCGCGCCGUCGCAGAAUCUGAAUUAUCCCGCAUUAGAACAGACAGUGAAUCUCGAUACUACGGUUCAACUGCCGAAUCAAAUUACGUUUAAUCCUACCGACGCGACAACGACGAUUCUAAACAACAAUUCGAUAUUGUCCGUGAACGAGAACAACGAACUGGUGGCGAAUCUACAGUUCCUGCUGGCGAACGGUCUUGUCACCAUUCAAACGGACGACACCCUGUUGACGCAACCAGCAGCGACAAAUGAUUCCACCGAUGCCACCGGCGCUGAAAUGCCAACUAACGUAAUUGAGUUAGUUAACUCAGAUCCUUUUCAGGAGGCUUGCAAUCUUGGUAACGCCAAUCAUGUGGUGAUAACCAGUCAGAUGCCGACGGAAGCAGUGACCACCGCGGACAUGAGCAAUGCGACAGUAAUUCAGAUGAAUGAUUGUAUGCCCGCUGUGUCCAUGGUACAAAUGCAGUCUCAAAAUACUACAAGCAACAUCGGCGUAUCUGAAACAAAAACAAAUGAUCAAACGACGAUGACAACGACGACGACGACGAUAUCAACAGCGAUGUCGAAAGCUUCGACGCAGCCUCCAAGAAAGGAGUGUGAUGUGUGCGGCAAAAUAUUCCUAAAACCAUGCCAGCUAAAACGGCAUAGGCGCAUUCAUACAGGAGAACGGCCGUACAAAUGUGAGCAGUGCGGCAAGUCGUUCGCGCAAAGGUUUACGCUGCAUCUGCAUCAAAAGCAUCACACCGGCGACCGACCCUAUUCCUGUCCGCACUGCAAGCAUUUGUUCACACAGAAGUGCAACCUACAGACGCAUCUGAAGCGCGUCCACCAAUUGGUCAUGCUCGACGUUAAGAAGCUAAAGACCAGUCAGCAAAUGCUGGGCGCACUUCUGCAGGACAAUCAAGGCAGUGAUACCAAGUUACUGAACCUGGAUGACAUAUUGCUGGUAGAUUUCAAGUGAAGAUCUUUUAAAAGGUUCGAAGAGAAGAUCACCUGUGAUUCGAGCAAAUUGCUCAUAGGUGUACAGUAUAAUUAAAAAUGUGCCGCAAACGAAUUACUACGCUUUCAAGUGGCUAACAGAUGUAAAGAAAACGAUUUUGAACGUUAAGCAAAUGAUCAAAGCUGUGAUGUAUGUUUUAGUAUCGCUAAUGCUGUAUACAAUACUAGAGACGUAAUUUAAUAUCGUUCGUUUAAUCGAUUAUCGUUAUAUUUUGUAUCACUGAGCUACACAUAUCGUGAGAUUGUUGCAUAUGAAUUUUUUUAACAUAAACAAAGAAUUCUUA
Monomorium pharaonis (pharaoh ant) is the source of this 6771-nucleotide messenger RNA. RefSeq names its product zinc finger protein 236. Lineage: Eukaryota; Metazoa; Arthropoda; Insecta; Hymenoptera; Formicidae. Bases 915 to 6449 code for a protein of 1844 amino acids. The transcript is spliced from 24 exons. The record is from RefSeq and is a predicted model, not a curated record.